Molecule: messenger RNA, 507 nt
Organism: Penicillium lagena
Lineage: Eukaryota; Fungi; Ascomycota; Eurotiomycetes; Eurotiales; Aspergillaceae
Product: MAPEG family protein
Exons: 1
Coding region: 1-507 (168 amino acids)
Cellular component (GO): membrane
Source: RefSeq, a predicted model, not a curated record
AUGAGCUCAUUCCUCGCACAACUCGGCCUCCGCGCCGCACCCGCCACAGCCUCAAUCUCAAACUACGGCCCCGCCUUCCUGGGAUUUAACUUCGUCUUCGCCUACGGCGUCCUCGCCAGCCGCACGCUAAAACAAAUCUACGGAAUCGACCAUCAGGAAUCACCGCGCGAAGACCUGUCUAAAUAUGGCGAAGCUGCCGUGCGCGAGGGCAAGAUCACUCGCGCGCAGCUAGACAUGCUGAAGCGCAACGAGGCGGCGCAUGCGAACGCUGUGGAGAAUUUCACGCUGCUGGUUGCCAGUGUCCUUUUUGCAUCACAUGCUGGUGUCCCAGCGCAGACUAUUAAUGCUGCUGCGGCCUCGUACACCCUUGCACGCAUCGUUUAUGGAGCGGUUUAUAUUCUUAUUGGGCAUCCGCGAUGGAGUCAGGUUCGGGGACUUGUGUGGUGGUGGGGGAAUCUGAGCUGCUUGUUUUUGUUGUGGAGGGCUGGGGGAUUGCUUGCUGCUUAG